AUGAUCAACCCCGUUGAUCCUCCAGUCCGUGAGAUUUACAUGCAAGUCCUCAUGGGUUCAAAUUUAUCAGGAUCAUCAUGCACUAUGAAUAAGGAGAUGAAUAAGCACAUAUUGGGACGCUUAGUCGAUGCUUUCCUGGGUAAUCUUUGGGAGAUACUUAACUGCAGUACCAGUUUAAUGGAUUCUAAGACAGAUGAAAUACAUAGAGUCUACGAGGGACUGAGAUUCUUGAGAACCAUUCUAGAAAACCAGUAUGAGAACUUUGAUGAUCUACCUGAAAAAAUGAAGGAUAUUAUUGGAGCUUCUAUUGGUGAGGCAAGAAAUGUGAUUUACUCACUUUUUAAGCACGAACUGAAAGAGGGUUCUGCCAGGGAAAUGGAUAUUGUUCUCUUUGCUUUCCAAGAAAACAUUAAGCUUAUUGAGGCAGAAGUAUCCGACAAAUAUGCAGUAACAGAAACAUUUCAAUCACCCAGUACAAUCCUGGAAGAUAUUAAGCUUGUUAAUAUAGAAGCUAUAGAGAUUGAUGAUGAAAAUUACAGCUUUGAAGCUGAAAAGACUAUCCAGGCCUUACAGCAUUCACAAUCACAAAGGACUAUACCAACAUUCAAUCAAGUUGUGGUGGGAUUUGAUGAUGAGGCCGAGCAAAUAAUCUGCCGACUUACAAGAGGAUCGGGACAGUUGGACAUUGUUUCGAUUGUUGGCAUGCCUGGACUGGGUAAGACAACAUUAGCUAACAUAGUUUAUCAUGAUCCUUUCAUUAUAUGCCACUUCCAGAUUCGUGCUUGGUGUUGCAUUUCUCAAGUAUAUGGAAAGAAAGAUGUCUUAAUUCAGAUAUUGGUUUGCAUUCGUCCUGUGGGUGCUAAUGAAUAUUCUGGGAUGAAAGAAGAUGAUCUUGCUGAAGAGCUCUAUCACAGAUUGAAGGGAUACAGGUACCUUGUUGUUCUGGAUGAUCUUUGGGACAUUGAGGCCUGGAAUGGGUUGGAAAGGUUGUUCCCAGAUGACGCCAAUGGAAGUAGAAUUCUUUUAACAAGUCGAAUUUCUAAGUUGGCUUUGGAAGUUAAACCUGCAAGUAGACCUCUCCAUCUCCGCCAACUUACCGAUGAUGAGUGCUUGGAAUUACUACAGAAGAAACUAAUAGAAAGAGGAGGAUAUCCUCCGGCACUAUUGCUACUUGGAAAGCAUAUAGCAAAAGGUUGUAAAGGGCUACCUCUAACAGUUGUGAUCGCAGCUGGAAUUCUUGGAAACUUAGAGCAAGAUGGUUGGGAAAAAGUGGCAGAAAGUCUUAGUUCAAGCAGUGUUUGCGGCACAGAACAUUGCAUGCAUAUGUUUGAGCUGAGCUACAAACAUUUACCUAAUUAUUUGAAGCCAUGCCUUCUAUAUUUUGGAGUAUUUUUAGAAGACCAAGAGAUUCCUGUUUGGAGAUUGAUGCGGCUGUGGAUUGCUGAAGGCUUUGUGCAAAAAACAGAGGUAAAGAGUCUAGAGGACAUAGCUGAGGACUAUAUAAUGGAUCUGAUAGGGAGAAGCUUGGUUAUGGUUGACAAACAAAAAUCUAUUGGUGGAGUGAAAACUUGCCGCAUUCAUGACUUGUUGCAUGAAUUUUGUCUAAGAAAAGCCAAAGAAGAAAAUUUUCUGCAGUUGAGACGUGGUUAUGCUGGACUCUCUAAUUUUGAUGAGCCAAGUAAUACUCGUCGGUUGUCUAUUUAUUCUAAAGCAAAGCAUUUUCAGAAAUCAAGGCUAUUUUGUCCCCUUCUAAACUCUCUACUGGUCUCCAGUCAGAGUGAGAACUAUGCAAUACCAUACAAUUUCUCAUUUAUUUUGCGCAUGUUUAAACUUCUGAGAGUGUUGGAUUUGGGAAAACUUAAUCUCGGUUUUGUUUUUCCUGGUGAAAUUUCAUUGCUUGUUCAGUUGAGGUACUUGGCAUUUGGGGGUAGCAUGACUUCCAUCCCAUCAUCAAUAGCAAGCCUCUGGAACCUGGAAACGUUGGUUUUAAAAUUAUCGCCAGGUAGUCUUUUUCUCCCGGAUACUAUUUGGAAUAUGCGGACAUUGAGGUACCUCCAUGGAAGUGGUAGCUUUCUUGAUCUUAGUUUGGCCAAAUAUAACUGGGAGAGCUCCUCAGAUUUGUGUAACCUCGACACUAUGUCGGCUCUUGUGCUUGAUUUGGGGCAAAGCAUGGAUAAGAUAAUGAAAAAGUUUCCAAAUAUCCGCAAACUAAAAUGCAGUCUCCGGGAAACAGAAGAAUCUUCUGGGGAUUGGAACAAGGUUGUGGCAAUUGACUUUCUAUGGCGACUGGAGUCACUCAAGCUGUCUUUUUAUCAUGUGAACAAGAAUCAUUAUGAGUACCAUUUCCCCUUGAAUCUUAAAAAGUUGACUCUUGAAUCAUUUCCCUGGAGUGCGAUUUCCUCAAUUGGAAGACUACCUAAUCUUGAGGUUCUUAAAUUACUGGGAGCAAAAGGCUACAGGGUAGAAAUAUGGAACAUGGAAGAAGGGGAAUUCCCUAAACUCAAAUUCUUGAAGUUGGAGGCCUUGCCCGUUGUCAAGUGGACAUGCUCCAGUGAUCAUCUCCCUUGUCUUCAGAAAUUAAUUUUGCACCGCUGCAUGGAAUUGGAGGAGCUACCUUCUUGUUUGGAGGAAAUUCCAACUCUUGAAUUGAUUCAAGUACAUCGGUGUCCAGGUUCUGUUGGAAAUUUGGUUCAACAGAUUAAAGAAGAGCAGAUGAACUGGGGAAAUGUGGAUCUGAAAAUCCUUAUUUUAGAAGAGAUUUAG
Molecule: messenger RNA, 2763 nt
Organism: Coffea eugenioides
Lineage: Eukaryota; Viridiplantae; Streptophyta; Magnoliopsida; Gentianales; Rubiaceae
Product: putative late blight resistance protein homolog R1B-16
Exons: 1
Coding region: 1-2763 (920 amino acids)
Biological process (GO): defense response to other organism
Molecular function (GO): ADP binding
Source: RefSeq, a predicted model, not a curated record